AUGCCGUCGUCGUCGUCCACAGCCGCGAAAAACACUCUGCCUCCCCUCAACAUUCAAGGCCGCACCACCACGCCCGCGUCCUUGCGUGGCGCCCACUUCCGCUACAGCAGCGACUCGGCCGUGCCAGUCACCACCACCACCACCACCACCACCACCACCACCAUCAUGGAGGACCCGGAGGCACGCCCCGAGCUGCAGACCUUCGAUUCUAGCGGGACGGGGAGCUCCAACGACGAGGCGUAUGCUCACGGCCAGGAGAGCGGCAGCUACAGCGACAGCGACGGCGUCGCCUCGAGGCAUUUCGGUCCAGCUGCUCCGCCUGGCGUGGACGAGGCAACGCUCUUGACAAAUUGGAGCAGCUACGGAUGGACCCCCAAUGGCGGCAGCUCUGGGCGGACAAGUACGCGCAGUUCCAUGGGCACCAGUGCGCAGCAAUAUGACACACUUCCUCCGGCUCAGGCAGCCAUGAACGGCCAAGCAGCUUCUUCACGGCAGAUCCGGCCAGGUGCCACCAGGCAGCCCAGCAAUGCCUACGCUCCAGCCCGAAGACCGCACCAAUAUUCCCUGAACACCUCCACACGACCGAGGAACAGUUCGACCCAGCGACGGAGAAAUCCCAACGCCGAGUACAGGGCGCAAGAGAAGGCGUACGUGCAACGCAUACGGCAGGAUGCACCCCAGGAGGAGUUCUACGGCGAGCCUAGGACGCCCAGCUUGGACUACAGCUCUGGCUCGGAGUCUGAGGAGGAUUCACCCACGAACGCCAACUAUGUCGAUCACGAUCCUGCUGAAGCCGAUACACUUCUCUACUACGGCAACGAAGACUUGGAGCCAUCGGUGGAGGAGCUGAAAGUGCCCGCGAACCGAGAGCGACUCGAAUGGCACGCGAUGCUGGCGAAUGUAUUGACUGGCGACGUCGUGAAGCAAGAGAAGAAACGGUUGAUUGGCGGGCCAGAGCAGCAAGGUGAGAACACAUUGAAGACAGAAGUCUGGAUCGGUGUACGGGCCAAAACAUGUGGCCGAUCCAUAGCGGCACAGAAGAGGUUGAUCGAAGACGGACGAUCCAAGAUCAAGCCGGCGAUAGAAUCAAUUGUGGCGUUCGAAAUCAAAGGUGAGGCAGAGGUUGGCCAGUCCGCGGUGGAACAGGUGCGGGAGAUUGUCAAGAAGAUCGAAAAGAUCGAAGGGCUCUAUCCCACUCGGCAGGCCUUUGAAGCAGCUCAUCCCCGUGCCGCUUCGACCGCAUACAGGGAAACCUGUGAUGCUGUCAUAGCAUGGAACAAUACAACAGAGCUCAUCAACACCGAACUGGGCAUCCUGCAAAGCUGGGUUGGGAAUAUGGAGCUCGACUUUACGCAGCCGCGGGUGUACCCAGAGAGCGAGCAGGGUAAUCAUCUCUUCGACGACAGUUCCUUCAUCGACCGAAUAUUAAAGGAGGAUGGAUUGAAAUCGUUACAGGGCGACAAGAGCUUACUGCAAGGAGUCAACACGGUCAUUCACAAAGCAAAGACCACGCUCAUCAGCAAUGCCGAAGCAUUCUCAGACCGUCACCUUCCGCCGUACAUUGAAGAGCUUCUCACAUUGAUCAACUUUCCCAGCCGCCUCAUCCAGGAAAUCAUACGCAUGCGACUGUCUUAUGCUAAAAAGAUGAAGGAUUCUGCACAGCAAGGCGUCAUGACUGCCGAGCAGAUGAUCUUGCAAUUUCAGAUCCUCCUGCAGCUUGCAGUCAAGAUCAAAGAAGCUUACAAUGUCAUCGCUCAGCCAGAGCCGGGCUGGGAUUUGCCUCCUUGCAUUGACGACAACUUCGAUUCUGUAAUUCUCGAUGCGUUGAAGUUCUACUUCAAAAUGCUGAACUGGAAGCUCAUGGCCAACAAGAACACCUUCAAAGAGGCAGAGAUUCUGGAGCAAGAGUGGGACUUUUCGAACGAGCUCGGUCGAUAUCUGGAUGGUGGUGAUGUUGAAGUUGCAGAACAAUUUUCAAGCUUGACUUCCAAGUCGAUGGUCCGUCUGGCUGCACAUUUCGAAAAAGAGCUACAAAGACCGCCGGACGAAGUUGCUGGUACUGCCGAGAUGGACAAACGUUACAAGUCCAUACUGGACUCCGUUCGUGUUCGCCAGCGCAAGAUUUUCCGAUUCGGCAGGAUCUUGAGUCAAAGAUUCGAGAAUGCAACAGAGUACAACAUCAACAUCGAGAACGAGCAGUAUGAAGACCUGCUGCUUGCACUGAGACUGUCGGGCCACUUUCUGAUUGAGACACCUCCUGGAAGCCCGCCCCCGCUCGUACUUGGGGAUGAGGCCAAGAGUGGCGCCAAAAUGUAUAUUCUUGCCAGUCCUGCUUUGCGGGAGCGGCCGAAGGAUAUUCAGAGCAUGCUUGGAACGUGCUACCAUGCUGAAGAUAGCCCAGAAGAUCCUAGCAAUCCAUAUGUCUUGAUUCUACGACCAGAGAAUCCGCUGUACUGGGAAGGUGCUCGCAUGGAGACUCCACUGGGCACGAUUGGGCAGGAAAUGCUCAAGACACCUCAGUCACUUGACUUGAAGACAGGUCGACUACGGCUUGUUGCCGACGGCAGCCAGCAGCGACUUGCAAAUGCAAAUAUGGCUUUCGGUCAGGCGACUGGUAAUUUCGACCUGACCGUGCUUGUCGAGCAACGAGCAAACUUGCCGCGAGUCAACCAAGAGCUAGCGAAGAUUCGCAAGACUGCGCACAAGCUCUCUAAUACUAUUAUGGACUCUGUCGCGAUCGUCCGCUCGCAGACGGAAGCCGCUGGCAGGAAAUGGGAGAGUCAAGAACUUAUCCAGACCUGCUUUGCUUUCGCAACCGAGUUUGGUCAGCGUUCUGCAAUUCACAUGGAUGCUCAGCGAAGGGCUAUCAACCAGCACAAGCUCACCAAGCUUGCGCUGGAUUGGGUGUCAUUCAUAUGUGACGAUUGUGUGGCGUCAGACCGGAAGACUUUCAGAUGGGCAGUCGUGGCGCUUGAAUUCGCAAUGGUCAUGACACGGGGGCAGAACAUCUUGUCCAUCUCCGACGAAGAAUAUGCGCUCCUCAGAAGCAAGGUGGCAGGCUGCAUGAGUCUGCUCAUCAGCCACUUCGACAUCAUGGGCGCCAGAGGGACCGUCGCCGCCCAAGCAGAGAAGCAGCGCAUGGAUGCCAUGGUGGGCAAGCUCAGACUGGACGUUGGGAAGCUGAAAGACGACGAAGAGAGCUCGCGCAUAGUCCGCGCGCAAUGGCUUGAUGAAUUGGACAAGAUCGAUCAACUGCGAAAGGAUCGCGAAGCUGAGCGACAGGCUUUGGGCCGAGUGCUCGAAGACUCUAACGACGCCGACCGUGCCCUUACCCAUCUUUCUGCUUCUGCCAGCAACGUCCAUCUGCGAUGGCAGCAAGGACAAUUCGUCGGCGGAGGCACUUUCGGAUCCGUCUACGCUGCCAUCAACCUGGAUAGUGGUCACUUGAUGGCGGUGAAAGAGAUCCGCCUGCAAGAUCCGAAGAUGAUUCCAACCAUUGUCUCGCAGAUCCGGGAUGAGAUGGGUGUUCUUCAGGUCCUUGACCAUCCCAACGUCGUCCAAUACUACGGCAUCGAGCCUCACAGAGACAAGGUCUAUAUCUUCAUGGAAUACUGCUCGGGUGGCUCGCUUGCUGGACUGUUAGAGCAUGGCCGCAUCGAGGACGAGAUGGUGCUCCAAGUAUACGCCCUGCAAAUGCUUGAGGGUCUUGGAUACCUCCACGAAGCGAACGUCGUGCAUCGCGACAUCAAGCCUGAGAACAUUCUACUCGACCACAACGGCGUGAUCAAGUUUGUCGACUUCGGUGCCGCAAAAGUCAUCGCGAAGCAGGGCAAGACUAUCGUCGCUGAUGGGCCCAAUGGCCGUGGCGAGCAACGCUCCGUCCAAGGAACACCUAUGUACAUGUCUCCCGAGGUCAUCAAAGGCGGCAAGCACCCGCACGCUCGUCUCGGCGCCGCCGACAUCUGGUCCCUCGGCUGCGUCAUCAGCGAAAUGGCAACCGGCAGCAGACCGUGGGCUAACAUGGACAAUGAUUUCGCCAUCAUGUACAACAUCGCCAACGGCAACUCGCCCCAAAUGCCGACCCGCGAACAACUUUCAGAGUCCGGUCUAGACUUUUUGAAACGCUGCUUUGACCGCGAUCCAGCUAAGCGAGCAUCUGCAGCGGAACUGUUACAGCACGAGUGGAUUCUUGGAAUAAAAGUUCAGCUUUCGCUUGAGCCAGGGACGCCGCAAACACCGAGUGUGCAGAGCGAUAGUUCAUUUGGUGGUCUCGUGACUCCUUCUAGUGAGAGGCCUAGCGAGGGCUCGCAGAUUUUGAGUCGGGGCAACUCUAGUAAUAUCAUUGGAGAGUCACCGUUGAGGGAAGAGGUGGAGCAGGAGGAAUAG
Messenger RNA from Fulvia fulva, 4386 nucleotides. RefSeq names its product MAP kinase kinase kinase wis4. Gene Ontology annotation, cellular component: cytoplasm. Gene Ontology annotation, biological process: stress-activated MAPK cascade; protein phosphorylation. Gene Ontology annotation, molecular function: ATP binding; MAP kinase kinase kinase activity. The transcript has a single exon. The record is from RefSeq and is a predicted model, not a curated record. Lineage: Eukaryota; Fungi; Ascomycota; Dothideomycetes; Mycosphaerellales; Mycosphaerellaceae. Bases 1 to 4386 code for a protein of 1461 amino acids.